Cryptotermes secundus is the source of this 1301-nucleotide messenger RNA. RefSeq names its product high affinity copper uptake protein 1 (gene Ctr1A). The transcript has 6 exons. Gene Ontology annotation, cellular component: membrane. The record is from RefSeq and is a predicted model, not a curated record. NCBI's taxonomy places the organism in Eukaryota, Metazoa, Arthropoda, Insecta, Blattodea, Kalotermitidae. The coding region runs from base 218 to 820 and encodes 200 amino acids. Gene Ontology annotation, biological process: copper ion transmembrane transport. Gene Ontology annotation, molecular function: copper ion transmembrane transporter activity.
GUGAAAGGAACGAAAGGAAGGUUUCACGCGUUCCACGGUUGUAAGGCAUCGAGACGAAAGGAUCUAGCGAGUGAAGUGAGGGACACUUGUAAGGAAAAACAGGAAAGGACGUUGCGGUAUAACGCAGCGAUAUCCCCAGCUGCUUGGGGAAACUGCCAACGUCACAAAUCAAAGUCUACUGUUCUCUGUAAACGACCAGCUCUUCUACCAUCGCAAGAUGGAGCAUCAUCGGAUGAUGGAUCACGAGCAUCCUACCACACCUCACCAUCCUACCUCAGAGGACCACAGUGGGCAUGAAGAUAUGGAAAUGGAUGAGUGUAGCUCAAUGGACCAGCAUGGCGGACAUGGGAUGAUGAUGACAUUCCAUACUGGAUACUGUGAGACAGUGCUGUUUGAGAGCUGGAAGGUGAGCAGUGUAGGUGGGCUGGUGGGCUCCAUGAUUGGCAUUUUCAUCAUGGCAGCCCUGUAUGAGGGCCUCAAGUACUACAGGGAGUAUCUCUUGUGGAAGACAUACAACUCACUUCAGUACAGAGCUGUAGCGAUGCCUGCAGAGAAGGCGAUUGGGGCAGAGGACAGUCGGAUAGUACACAUGGUGGGAGAAGUGAUACACAAACAGCCGCCAACGAUGUUCAGCCGUAUGCAUGGCUUCCAAACAUUCCUACAAAUUGUUCAGACUGUGCUAAGCUACUUCCUCAUGCUCAUCUUCAUGACGUACAACGUGUGGCUCUGUGUUGCUGUUGUCAUUGGCACUGCCGUUGGGUACUUCCUGUUUGGAUGGAAGAAGUCCUGCAUCGUUGAUGUGACUGAGCACUGUCAUUGAAAAUGAGCUGCACGCACACAGGAGUUUUAUGCAGUGAUAAGGCAUUAUACUGGUGACACAAGUCUUGAUAUUGCCAGGUACAAUAUGUUUUAAUUUUCUAACAGACCAAGAGAUCAGCAUUCCAUUACCUUGUCUUAUGUAACAGAAGGUGUGUCACAACUAUUUUCCUCACCAAAUUCUGUUUUGGAGGUUAUGGUUUGACAGAGCUUCCAUUUACUCUGUUUUUAUUGUGCUCUGUUAUUCUGUCUAAUUUUAAAAGACUGUUUUAAAUUUUGUAAUAUUAUAUCGAAUAGUUGUGAACAUCUCUCAGAAAGACAACCAAGAUCUCACAGCUAAUACAGUAUUGCCUCCAUCUUUGUCUGUCUGAUCCCUGGUGCUGGACCAAACAUGUAACAGCAUAUGUACUACCUUCAAAUGCUGUACAAAGAUAAAGUGUUACAUUCAAUAUUAAAAAAAGAUGUAUUUUGGUAUGUCACCCCCA